UACAAUUCGCAUUUUAAAACCAAGCUAUAUGGCUACUUAGCCAAAGAAGAUUUACUAGAAAUAUAUCGAACAGUUAUAAAUUCAUGUAUCGAAUAUUGGAAACUAUGGAUAAUGGGAAUUUAAAGUACAUAUUUUUUUUCGUGUAGACAACUUCCAACUGUUACGGCAUCAAGGCAAUUCCUGAAUAUCCCUGUCAAAAAUCACUUCGCUGAAUUGCGGAAGACAACUUUAUUCCUCACUGUCUAAUUUCUAAAGCUUAAUUUUGAGUCCUCUCACAGUCUGCACACAAAUGCCAGACAUGUAUUGCAUCACUAAUAAAAAUUCUCUACAAAGAAAGUGCAAUGGAGACUGUUUUCCAGGUGGGAAUGGGAGGGGAUUUGGUAGCCCUUUGGGAAGUUCGCCUCAGCGAUGGGGUACAUAAAGUGGGAUUCGAACAUGGCACCACAACAGGCCGGAGAGUAUUGUGGGUAGAUGGAGAGGAGAAGGUUCAUCAUGACUGGAUGUUCAAGUUAGUUGGCUCAGAAGUAUUUCAAAUUGGUGACACUAAAUGUGUUAUCAAAAUUGAACCUGUUGGAGGUUUCUCUUAUGAGUACUCCCUUGAGGUAAAUGGCAAAAGUUAUAAGAAGUUUACAGAAAACCAGAGUAAAAUACUGAAGACAUGGCUGUUACCACUGGAAGGUUCAUACAUGCGAGUGGUCUUGGAGAAAGAUACUUUGGAUGUUUGGGUUAAUGGGAAGAAAUUAGAUACUGCAGGUGAGUUUGUAGAUGAUGGCACUGAAACACACUUUGAUCUUGGAGGCCAUCCAGCAUACAUAAAGGCUGUGAGCAGUGGCAACCGAAGGGAAGGCAUCAUUCACACACUUAUCGUUGACAAUACUGAAAUACCAGAGUCGGUGGAGUAAAAGGCAUUUUACAGAGGAUCAAAUCGAAGGUUGGCAGCAGAAAAUUGUUGGCUUCAUGUGAGAAUAGCUAAUCAAUAUGUCAAGGUGAUUUAGCCCAACCAGAAUGUUUAUGGAUCUUGCCAAAUAUAGUAGACCCUUGAAGUAGGCUAUCAAAGAUUUUUAUGGAUUAAUUGAUUAGAUAUUCACCAGCACAUAACAGUGUACCUUUUUGGUUAAUUCUGGUAGAGGCUGGUAUUGGCACAAAAAGUGGCAAAUAGUGUAGGCAACAAUGCUUUAAGAAAAUUGGUUUAUUUCUCAUUUACUGUUAACCUUGCUGGCUGUGAAAAAGUACUGGUUAUUUGAAAAUGAUCUGACUAGCUCUUUAAAAGUAAGUAUUCCACAAGAUAUUGUUGUAGUUUGUUAUAAUAUCUAGCAAUAGAAAUCUCAAGCAAAAUCUUGGCUUAUUUUAUAAUUGUAGUAUAAAUAGAAAGGAAAAAAUGUAGCAGUGCCUAGGGCUUCUUCUGCAAGAUAAUGUAAUAUUUAUAAAAAACAAAACCAAAAAAAAACUUCUGUCAAAAUUUAUGUGGUGUCAUAUUAGUAUAUGGAGUAUUUUUAUUUAGUUAUGUUUAUAGAUCUAAUUAGAACAUUUUGCUGUAAUCACUAAAGUAAACUUACAAACAUGCAAAGAUUAAUAAAAGCAUACCUUUGUCAA
Penaeus monodon (black tiger shrimp) is the source of this 1593-nucleotide messenger RNA. RefSeq names its product fas apoptotic inhibitory molecule 1-like. Gene Ontology annotation, biological process: positive regulation of neurogenesis; canonical NF-kappaB signal transduction; negative regulation of extrinsic apoptotic signaling pathway via death domain receptors. The transcript is spliced from 6 exons. Bases 342 to 902 code for a protein of 186 amino acids. NCBI's taxonomy places the organism in Eukaryota, Metazoa, Arthropoda, Malacostraca, Decapoda, Penaeidae. The record is from RefSeq and is a predicted model, not a curated record.